Talaromyces proteolyticus is the source of this 1377-nucleotide messenger RNA. RefSeq names its product RmlC-like cupin domain-containing protein. Bases 1 to 1377 code for a protein of 458 amino acids. Gene Ontology annotation, biological process: oxalate metabolic process. NCBI's taxonomy places the organism in Eukaryota, Fungi, Ascomycota, Eurotiomycetes, Eurotiales, Trichocomaceae. The record is from RefSeq and is a predicted model, not a curated record. The transcript has 3 exons.
AUGGAUCCAAAAAUCGGCCGGUACUUUUUAUGGCUAAUUAUAGGCCUGGCCUGUACGACGUCUAGCGGAAAUGCAUAUCCGGCACCCGAUAAGGCUUAUCAGCAGUUACUGAGAGUCCCCGCAUCAACACCAUCAAAGUAUUUUUCUGAGAACAAGCCAUUCACGCCAGGUCACCAUGAUCCUUACGAUCACAAAGUUGACUCUGUUGGCCAAGGUCUACAGCCUCUUCCCUUCCGCAAUGGCGAUGGUACUACUGUAAUGGGUCCGAGAAAUAAGGACAGGGAAAGGCAAAAUCCCGAUCUUGUACGACCACCCAGCACUGACCAUGGUUCGCUGCCAAACAUGCGGUGGAGUUUUGCCGAUUCGCAUAUUAGAAUUGAGGAAGGUGGAUGGACACGACAAACCACUAUUCGCGAACUACCCACCAGCAAGGAACUAGCCGGUGUCAACAUGCGUCUCGACGAAGGCGUUAUCCGGGAACUGCACUGGCAUACCGAAGCCGAAUGGGCUUAUAUGCUUGCUGGAAAAGCGCGUGUGACUGGACUUGAUACCGAGGGCGGCAGUUUUAUGGAAGAUGUUGAAGAGGGUGAUUUGUGGUAUUUCCCUGCUGGCCAUCCUCAUUCUAUCCAAGGGUUGAGUCCAAAUGGCACGGAGUUUUUACUUAUCUUUGACGAUGGGAAUUUCUCGGAAGAGUCCACGUUUCUAUUGACGGACUGGCUUGCACAUACCCCCAAGUCAGUUCUUGGAGAAAACUUUCGAAUACCACCAGAGUUAUUCAAGUCUAUUCCAGACUCUGAGAAAUACAUCUUUCAAGGGUCAUUGCCUAAUUCAAUCGAAGGCGAGAAACCCCGAGGCUUCAAAAAGUCGAAACAUCGAUUCACGCACAAGAUGUUAGCUCAAGAUCCAGUGGUAACUUCUGGUGGUGAAGUUCGCAUUACCGACUCGACGAUAUUCCCCAUCUCCAAGACUAUUGCAGCUGCGCAUGUCAAAAUCCAACCCGGAGCAAUGCGUGAAAUGCACUGGCAUCCGAACGCGGACGAAUGGUCAUACUUCAAAAAGGGUCGUGCAAGAGUAACGAUAUUCGCAGCUGAAGGAAAUGCGCGAACAUUUGAUUAUGUUGCUGGAGACGUGGGCAUUGUACCGAAGAAUAUGGGUCAUUUUGUCGAGAACCUCAGCGACGAUGAACCCAUCGAGAUGCUUGAGAUUUUCAGAGCAGAGAAGUUUCAGGACUUCUCACUGUUUCAGUGGCUUGGCGAAACGCCGAGGCGUAUGGUAGCAGAGCAUAUUUUCGCAGAAGAUGAGAAGGCUGCUAAGAAGUUCCUGAAACAGAUUGGGGACGCGGAAAAAGACCCAGUUAGGUCAAAAAACUAUGAUUAG